GGAAGGGGCUCCCGCUAUGGACGGGCUGCGGACUAGCACGGGGCUGUUGAGGCGCGGGAGGUUGAGACGCCGGCGCCAGCCGCAGCCACACAGCGGGUCGGUCCUGGCCCUGCCCCUGAGGCCCAGGAAGAUCCGAAGGCAGCUUAGGAGAAGCGUGGCGUCCCGCAUGGCCGCACUGAGGGCCCAGACGCUGCCCAGCGAGGACUCGGAGGACUCGAGGGUGGAGUCGACGGUCGACGAUCCGGGGGACCCGCUGCCUGGUGGGGCGGCGGCCAUCCCCGAUGCGGCCCGGCGGGAGCCGUAUGGCCACCUGGGGCCUGCAGAGCUGCUGGAGGCCUCGCCCGCGGCCCGCUCCCUCCAGACACCCCGCUCCCUGGUGGAGGCGCAGACCCCGCCGGCCCGCCUGGUGGAGGCGCAGACUCCGCCGGCCCGCCUGGUGCCGGCUUCCGCGCCGCCCGCGCGCCUGGUGGAGGUGCCCGCCGCGCCGGCCCGCGUGGUAGAAACCUCGGCCCUGCUAUGCAAUGCCCAGCACUUGGCGGCCGCCCCUCUGUCCGUAGCCCCCGCCACGCUGUCGGGGCCGCAGGUGGACAGCACGGGCGGGGAGCUGGCCUGGGACUCCCCGCUGCAGCGCGUCCUGGCCGAGCUGAACCGCAUCCCCAGCAGUCGGCGGCGGGCAUCGCGCCUCUUCGAGUGGCUCAUCUCGCCCAUGCCGCCCGACCAUUUCUACCGGCGCCUGUGGGAGCGGGAGGCGGUGCUGGUGCGGCGGCAGGACCACGCCUACUACCAGGGGCUUUUCUCCACCGCAGACCUGGACUCCAUGCUGCGCCACGAGGAGGUGCAGUUCGGGCAGCACCUGGACGCCGCUCGCUACGUCAACGGGCGGCGCGAGACCCUGAACCCGCCCGGCCGCGCGCUGCCCGCCGCCGCCUGGUCCCUGUACCAGGCCGGCUGCUCCCUGCGCCUCCUCUGUCCGCAGGCUUUCUCGACCACCGUGUGGCAGUUUUUGGCUGUGCUCCAGGAGCAGUUUGGAAGCAUGGCAGGCUCCAACAUUUACCUCACGCCCCCCAACUCGCAGGGCUUUGCCCCCCACUACGACGACAUCGAGGCUUUUGUGCUGCAGCUGGAAGGUAGGAAACUCUGGCGCGUGUACCGACCCCGGGUCCCGACGGAGGAGCUGGCCCUGACAUCCAGUCCCAACUUCAGCCAGGACGACCUCGGUGAGCCGGUGCUGCAGACCGUGCUGGAACCCGGAGAUUUGCUCUAUUUUCCUCGGGGCUUCAUUCACCAAGCCGAAUGCCAGGAUGGGGUGCACUCUCUGCACCUCACCUUGUCCACGUACCAGCGCAAUACCUGGGGCGACUUCCUGGAGGCCGUACUGCCUCUGGCAGUGCAGGCUGCAAUGGAAGAAAAUGUGGAAUUCCGAAGGGGUCUCCCCCGAGACUUCAUGGAUUACAUGGGGGCCCAGCACUCGGAUUCUAAGGAUCCACGAAGAACGGCUUUUAUGGAGAAGGUGCGAGUCCUGGUUGCCCGCUUGGGACACUUUGCUCCUGUCGAUGCUGUGGCUGACCAGCGAGCCAAAGACUUCAUCCACGACUCUCUGCCCCCUGUGCUGACUGAUAGGGAGAGGGCACUAAGUGUUUAUGGGCUCCCAAUUCGCUGGGAGGCUGGCGAACCUGUGAACGUGGGGGCCCAGUUGACAACGGAAACAGAAGUGCACAUGCUGCAGGAUGGGAUAGCUCGGCUGGUGGGUGAGGGAGGCCAUUUGUUUCUCUAUUAUACAGUGGAGAACUCCCGUGUUUAUCAUCUGGAAGAGCCCAAGUGCUUGGAGAUAUACCCUCAGCAAGCUGAUGCCAUGGAACUCUUGCUGCGCUCCUACCCAGAGUUUGUGAGAGUAGGGGACCUGCCCUGUGACACUGUGGAGGACCAGCUUUCCUUGGCAACCAUGUUAUAUGACAAGGGGCUGCUGCUCACCAAGAUGCCUCUAACCUGAACUAGUUUCUUGUUGAUUGCUGGAAGCAAGACAGUGGUGAUUCUCUUAACUACCAUUACCACCUUUUUGGCAGGGGGCUGGGGGAUGGGUGGGGGGAUUCAUGUUCUUACCUUGAGAACCAUUUACCUUUAUGACUGCUUUAAUGUCACAAAUUUCAGAUGGCUUUCUAGGAAUCACCACUUCAUCUAGGCACAAAAGCAAAAGCAGAAGUUGGAGGUGGAAAAAGGAGCUCUUUCUGCAGAAGUAACUUUGAUCCCUGAUUAUUUCAGAGCACCAGCCUCAUCAUCACCCCCAGGCUUCAGUGUACUGUGUAGCACUUGCUGUGUCCUUCUGCUUGAGACAUCAGAUGUUUUUAUUUGGGAUUUGCAUCCUUCAUUGAGUUCUCUUUCCUCAGUUUGGGGGGAGGGUUGGGGUCAGUAUCCUGUUU
Molecule: messenger RNA, 2417 nt
Organism: Neomonachus schauinslandi (Hawaiian monk seal)
Lineage: Eukaryota; Metazoa; Chordata; Mammalia; Carnivora; Phocidae
Gene: RIOX1
Product: ribosomal oxygenase 1
Exons: 1
Coding region: 17-1990 (657 amino acids)
Cellular component (GO): nucleolus
Molecular function (GO): histone H3K4 demethylase activity; histone H3K36 demethylase activity
Source: RefSeq, a predicted model, not a curated record